AUGGCCGCUGCUAUCGCCAAGAGGGGCUCCCCUCGAAUAGGGCGCCCAGUAUCCCGGACCAAUUCUCCCCUCGACAUCAAACAUGAGAAUCUCCCGGAGCCAUCAUCAGAGAAGAGAGACGCCAAACCCCUCAUUAAUGGGGAUGGUUCCCAGCCGUUCCCGGGCUCUCGCCGCCCUGGCCAACCGGAAACCGAGGAUUAUUUUUCUACUAUUCAUAACACAUCUCAUUUCUCUUUGGAACCAAAUCCCUUCGAUCAGUCUUUUGGCUGUACAUCGGCUGAGACUCCAGGAAAGUCUCUGCUACCUCCCGUCGCUGCACUUACCUCUCCCUCUCUGCCGGGCUCGAGCGCUGCAGGUACCUUCCCCUGGGGUGGUUCUCUCAGGUCCGGGCCCCUAAGCCCAGCAAUGCUUACCGGCCCAUCUGGCUCCAGCGACUUUCUCGAAACCAUUGGCCGAGGCUUCCCAACUCCCAAUGAAUCAUCCCUUCGCACAGGACUCACCCCCGGCGGCGGAGGCUCUAUGUUCCCUGCCCCAAGUCCUGGCAGUACAUCCAUUCUCCAACAACUCCAGAGCGGAGGAAAUACCCCUUCGACAUUGGAAUUUCAUCGCACCGCUAUUACUGCGGCAAGGAAAAAUGGCGCUCCCACCUCAAAUCCUCAAGACACAGAGCUUCUCCAGCAUGCAGCGGGCAUGGACAUAACAAAGUCUGGCCCUCCCCUAGACUUUACCCAUCCUGACGCGACUGAUGCUGCUAAUGGUCUUUAUAUGCUCGCCAAGGGAGGCCAAGCUGACAAUGGACAAUUCCCACAAUCUGGGACCACUGAUGGGAGAAACUCCUUCUCACGAAACACCACCCCCAUGAACGGGGGCCUUGGGAUCAUUGGAGGCGAUAUGGCUGACCCAAAUCUUGGAGAUUAUUCCGAUGGCACUGUUGACCAGGGAAGAGUCAAUCGCAAUAAAUCCAAGAGAAGUGCGCCCAAGUCCACCACCUCCAUCAACGGAAGACGAAAGGCAGAAGAAACGAAUAAAGGCUCCAACAAGAAAGUCAAGUCGUCAAACGGCACGGCUGCCGAUAAAUCAAACGAUGAGGAUGCGAAACACGAUAGCGAUAGUGGACCUAGCACUUCGAAGAAAAUGACUGAUGAUGAGAAACGGAAAAAUUUCCUCGAACGUAACAGGGUUGCUGCUUUGAAGUGCCGCCAAAGAAAGAAGCAAUGGCUCGCGAACUUGCAAGCCAAGGUUGAAAUGUUCAGCCAGGAGAACGAAAACUUGUCUUCGACUGUUACAAAACUCCGAGAAGAGAUCGUUACCUUAAAGUCGGUCCUAUUGGCACAUAAAGAUUGCCCCGUCACCCAAGCCCAGGGCUUGAACGCUACUAUUAUGAUGAAUGGUCUUGGCAACGGAGACUACUUGCACCCUCAGCCUCACCCAUAUGCUAUUACCAUGCAACCAGGAGUUCCCGGCAUUCCAGCCCAAGCUAUGGCCCGAAGAUAA
Ophidiomyces ophidiicola is the source of this 1494-nucleotide messenger RNA. It is a transcript of the gene SKO1, whose product is annotated as Transcription factor. Gene Ontology annotation, biological process: regulation of transcription by RNA polymerase II. The record is from RefSeq and is a predicted model, not a curated record. The transcript has 3 exons. Bases 1 to 1494 code for a protein of 497 amino acids. NCBI's taxonomy places the organism in Eukaryota, Fungi, Ascomycota, Eurotiomycetes, Onygenales, Onygenaceae. Gene Ontology annotation, molecular function: DNA-binding transcription factor activity, RNA polymerase II-specific; RNA polymerase II cis-regulatory region sequence-specific DNA binding.